This is a messenger RNA of Misgurnus anguillicaudatus (oriental weatherfish), 2146 nucleotides long. The record is from RefSeq and is a predicted model, not a curated record. NCBI's taxonomy places the organism in Eukaryota, Metazoa, Chordata, Actinopteri, Cypriniformes, Cobitidae.
UGUCGUCAUCAAUUUGCGACAAAAACGGGUGAAAGGUGUUUCAGCUGGUCUAAGGGUAAUUUGGGUACGUUAAUGCAGUGAAGAUGAACCUGAACAAACUACUGGUUUUGUCACGAUCGGUCAAAUUUGGGAGAAAUUUGGUCGCUGCACGAGUAGGAAGCGUGCAGUCACAGCGCUGCAUUACAUCCAGCGCGAGGAGUUUGGCAUAUGCUAAAGAUCUGUUCCUGGGAAAAGUAAACAAGGCAGAAGUAUUUCCUUACCCAGAAAUAAGCAAUGAAGAAUUGGAGGAGAUUAACCAACUUGUUCAGCCUGUGGAGAAGUUUUUUAAUGAAGACGUUGAUUCUAAGAAGAUCGACCACGAGGCGGUAAUACCUCCUGAGACUUUGAAUGGGCUAAAGGAACUGGGACUGUUUGGGAUCCAAAUACCUGAAGAAUAUGGUGGGCUGGGUCUGUCCAACACAAUGUAUGCCAGGUUAGGAGAGAUCACGUCUUUGGAUGGAGCCAUUGCAGUCACACUUGCAGCACAUCAAGCUAUCGGCCUGAAGGGCAUCUUGAUAGCUGGAAAUGAUGAGCAGAAAGCGAAAUACCUGCCCAAACUAGCAACAGGAGAACAUAUUGCAGCAUUCUGCCUUACUGAACCUGGAAGUGGCAGUGAUGCUGCAUCUAUUCAGACACGUGCCACACUGACAGAAGAUGGAAAACACUUUCUGAUAAAUGGCACAAAGUUUUGGAUUUCUAAUGGUGGAAUGGCCGACAUCAUGACUGUGUUUGCCAGAACUGAGGUUGUUGAUAAAGACGGUCAAAAGAAAGAUAAGAUCACAGCUUUCAUUGUGGAAAGGGCGUUCGGUGGCGUCACCAGUGGCAAACCUGAGGACAAGCUUGGCAUCAGAGGCUCAAACACUUGUGAAGUCGCGUUUGAAGACACCAAGGUUCCAAUCGAGAAUGUGAUUGGUGAAGUCGGUGGCGGCUUUAAGGUUGCCAUGAACAUUCUGAAUAAUGGACGCUUCAGCAUGGGCAGUGCAGGUGCAGGAAUGAUCAAGAAACUCAUCGAGAUGACGUCCGAAUAUGCCGGCACAAGGAAACAGUUCAACAGGAGCCUUGCUGAUUUUGGAAUGAUUCAGGACAAGUUUGCUACCAUGGCACUCAGUGCCUUUGUGAUGGAGAGCAUGGCCUAUCUCACUGCUGGAAUGAUGGAUCGACCUGGUGUUCCAGACUGUUCUUUAGAGGCUGCCAUGGUCAAGAUUUUCAGUUCUGAGGGCAGCUGGAUCUGUGUGAGUGAAGCUCUGCAGGUGUUAGGAGGUCUAGGAUUCACCAAAAACUACCCCUAUGAGCGCUACCUCAGAGACUGUCGCAUCCUCCAGAUAUUUGAAGGGACUAAUGAGAUUUUAAGGAUGUACGUCGCACUCACAGGAAUGCAGUAUGCUGGGAAAAUAUUAACAGCUAAAAUAAAGGAAAUGAAAAAGGGAAAUGUGGGCGUAGUGUUUGAGAUCUUGGGGAAGAAACUGAAGGACUCAGUGGGGAAGACGACAGACUUUGGACUUACUGGAAAAGAUGGUGUAGUUCACCCCAGUCUGACGGAGAGCGCCAAAAUGUUCGAGCAGAACGCUGCAUUUUUCGGAUCUACUGUGGAAAGCUUGCUGUAUCGAUACGGAAAGACAAUUGUUGAGGAGCAGCUGGUUCUUAAGAAAGUUGCAGACGUGAUGAUUAACCUCUACGCCAUGACAGCCGUCCUCUCCCGUGCCAGUCGCUCCAUAAGCAUCGGUCUGCGCAACCAUGACCACGAGGUGCUACUCGCCAACACUUUCUGCAAGGACGCCUUUUUCAAGAACAACUUCAUGAUGACUCAGCUUCAAAAAAAUUCCCCGGAGAGCAAUGAUGCCAACAUAAAGAAGAUUGCCCAGGAAGUCUUGGCAAAGAGGGCGUAUAUCUGCUCGCAUCCUCUGGACAGAACUUACUAAAUUGUGUCUUGUGACACCUGAAUGUCCAGCAUUAAGCUUGGGUGACAACACAGUCCGUCCUUAGCACUUAUUGGCUGAAGACGUUACAUAACGUUCAUACUCUCACUUCUGUAGAGAUGUUAAUGUAACUAUACAUAAACUGUAUAUUUUACUGUAUUAAACAUUAUUAAAACUGUAAUCAAACCGUA